Messenger RNA from Malaya genurostris, 645 nucleotides. RefSeq lists its product as uncharacterized. The record is from RefSeq and is a predicted model, not a curated record. The coding region runs from base 1 to 645 and encodes 214 amino acids. The transcript has a single exon. Lineage: Eukaryota; Metazoa; Arthropoda; Insecta; Diptera; Culicidae. Gene Ontology annotation, molecular function: nucleic acid binding. Gene Ontology annotation, biological process: DNA integration.
AUGUGUGCGAUCUUGAAAGACCAAUGGUUCUUGAGAAACUCAAUUCCGGAAGUCAUAAUCACUGACAACGGAAGCAGUUUCGUGUCGAAAGAGUUUAAGGAACUAUUGGAUCGAUUCAAGAUCACUCACUGGUUAAACUCACGCUAUCACUCACAGGCGAAUCCCGUCGAAAGAGUCAAUAGAACUAUCAAUGCGGCUAUCCGGACAUACGUGAGGGAGGACCAACGUGUUUGGGACACUCGUAUCUCAGAGAUUGAAAUGGUGUUGAAUACUAGUGUUCACUCGUCGACAGGUUUCACACCUUAUUUUAUCACUCGCGGACAUGAGUUCACAGAAGUUGGUACCGAUCAUAUUCUUAUCCGUAACGACGAAACACUAACGGUCAAAGAGUUGGACGAACGGAGAACAAAAAUGUUCGAACGUAUCUACGAACUCGUCCGCAAAAAUUUGGAUAAAGCACACGAAUCCUCUCGAGACCGUUAUAACUUACGUCACCGUAAAUUUUCUAAAUCGUUUAUCGAAGGUCAAAUGGUCUAUCGUAAAAACAUGAAACAAUCUAGCGCAGCGGAACACUAUAAUUCCAAAUACGGUCCAUUGUUUCUACCCUGCCGAAUAAGAUCGAAAAUCGGAACGUCCUCGUAUUAA